Tinamus guttatus (white-throated tinamou) is the source of this 1878-nucleotide messenger RNA. It is a transcript of the gene SYT13, whose product is annotated as synaptotagmin 13. Gene Ontology annotation, biological process: synaptic vesicle endocytosis; calcium ion-regulated exocytosis of neurotransmitter. Lineage: Eukaryota; Metazoa; Chordata; Aves; Tinamiformes; Tinamidae. Gene Ontology annotation, molecular function: calcium-dependent phospholipid binding; phosphatidylserine binding; SNARE binding. The record is from RefSeq and is a predicted model, not a curated record. Gene Ontology annotation, cellular component: axon; synaptic vesicle membrane; dense core granule.
UCUCUAUCACACAUCAGACUUUUCCCUGUGGAGCUGGAGAACAGGCUUCAAUGAAAACUGCCUGUUUGCAGCUAUAAGGAGAUUGCAGACACCACAAUCACAAUUUCCUCUGCCUGACCUGGAGCAGAAACUCCACCAGCAGGAUGGAAAGGUAGCAUUAUUGCCUAGCAAAGGUGGGAUGAUUUAUCUCUAUCUCUAGAUUGGUCCCUUUUCUUUGCUGUACAAGAGAAUUAUCAGACUUUCAAAGAGAAUGAAGCCAGGCUAGACAUCAGAGUGGAUGUGUGAAAGCUGCUUUCCCAGGGAGGAGAAGGAAUCACAGGAUUUCUGUGCUUUUUGUUGCUGUGCAGCUCAGGACGAUGGUUUUAUCUGCCCCAGUUAUUGCCCUGGGGGCUACCUUAGGGACUGCAACUAGCAUCCUUGCCCUCUGCGGUCUCACCUGCUUCUGCAAAUGCAAGCAACCUGGGAAAGGACUCUCAGAAAAAGACCAAGAUGAGGAUGUGGAAAAUGCUAAACCCAGUGUGCUUCAGCCAGCCCAGCAAUUCAGCGUUAAGAAGACUGCAGAACCAGUCCAGCCUCGAGCACUCUUGAAGUUUCCCAACAUAUAUGGCCCCAAACCAGUAGUAACUUCACCUGAAAUUGUUAACUACACACAGUACUCCCUGAAGACAACAGAAGAACCAGCUACUGGAAAACAUACCAGUUUGGAUGAGAACAGAAUAAAGAUACAAGUCAAUGAAGAGCUGUUUGUUCUUCCUCAAAACGUUCCAGGUGUGGUAAAGGAUGUGUGUGUCACUGAGCACUUGAACCCUGAGAGGGCAGCCAGCCACAACCAGGUCCCUGAACUGCGCUACUCCCUCGCAUAUGAUCGACAAAAAGCUGAGCUGCGUGUGGCCCUUCUUGAAGCAAUGCAUGGAAGGAUGAGCGGGGACCAAGACACUGGGUGCCAUUGCUAUAUACUGGGCUCACUGAUGAGCAAGUCUGGUAUCGUUGAAGCCCAGACGGAGCUGAAGAAGAAGACGCCUCACACUCUCUGGGAGGAGGUCCUGCUGUUCCCACUGGCUGAGGAAGAGGUGCCAGAGGGAACCCUGACUCUCACCCUGAGGAACUGCGACAAGUUCUCCAGACACAGCAUUGUGGGUGAGCUCAAACUGAGCCUUGCUAGCAUGGAGGACUCCUUUGGAACGGCCCAGUGGGAAAGACUAAAGAUUCCAGAGAAGGAGCCAUCUACAGGCCAUGGGGAGGUUCUGCUUUCCAUCAGCUACCUGCCAGCAGCCAACCGCCUGCUUGUGGUGAUAAUUAAGGCUAAAAAUCUGCAUUCCAAGCAGCUAAAAGAUCUACUUGGAAAUGAUGUUUCUGUCAAGGUGACACUGAGGCAUCAGUCCUUGAAGCUGAAGAAGAAGCAGACAAAACGUGCAAAACACAAGAUCAACCCUGUCUGGAAUGAGAUGAUCAUGUUUGAGGUGCCUCAUGAGCUGUUGCGUUCCUCUAGUGUGGAGUUAGAGAUGCUGAGCCAGGAUGGCGUGGGGCAGAGCCACAUACUUGGCAAGUGCAGCCUUGGCCUGCAUGUUGAGGGCACAGAGAGGAAUCACUGGGAAGAAAUGCUGAGAAAUCCCAGGAGACAGAUAGCCAUGUGGCACCAGCUCCACAUGUAGACACACCACGGUUACUGCCAACUGGAUUGCUGCCAGACCGCGGAGCCUGAGGAAAUAGCUGUACCUCAUCUUCCACCUUCCCAUCCACAGAAUGGCCAGGCACAGCACUCUUUCUAUGCCACCCUCCUUGGUUUCCUGCCAGAAGAAUGCCUCAUGCUAGCCCAGGAAGUGGUCCGAAAAAUUCAUUUAAGGGACAAUCUCCCAUCUCAUCAACAAUGUUGUCUCG